AUGAAGUCUGCUCUGGCCAUUCUGUCCCUUCUGCCUUUGGCUCUCGGAGAGGCGACCGUGUAUCUUAUUCGUCACGGCGAGAAGCCAUCCAGUGGCAACGGUCUGAACGCACAGGGUAUGCAGCGUGCACAGUGCCUGAGAAAUGUAUUCGGUGCCAACUCUGGUUAUAACAUCGACACGAUUUUAACACAGCAAUAUAAGUCCGACGGAUCCCGAAAGCGUCCAUACGACACCGUUACUCCUCUUGCACAAGAUCUUGGAUUGACCAUCAACCACUCCUGUGAUAGAGAUGACCCAGACUGUGUAAAAGAUGCAGUCAAAGCCCACAGAGGUUCGGGAAACAUCCUCAUUUGCUGGGAGCACGAUGCGCUGCACGAUAUUGUUAAGGAUCUCGGUGCCAGCGAUGCUCCCUCGUACCCAAGUGAUCGAUUCGACUUGAUAUGGAAGGACCCAUACAACUAUUCCAAAGUGACCGACAAGUACUCGGAGAACUGCCCGGGGUUAGACAACUGA
Ramularia collo-cygni is the source of this 513-nucleotide messenger RNA. Its product is annotated as probable phosphoglycerate mutase family protein. NCBI's taxonomy places the organism in Eukaryota, Fungi, Ascomycota, Dothideomycetes, Mycosphaerellales, Mycosphaerellaceae. The coding region runs from base 1 to 513 and encodes 170 amino acids. The record is from RefSeq and is a predicted model, not a curated record. The transcript has 4 exons.